Diospyros lotus (date-plum) is the source of this 2019-nucleotide messenger RNA. RefSeq names its product heat stress transcription factor A-1b. NCBI's taxonomy places the organism in Eukaryota, Viridiplantae, Streptophyta, Magnoliopsida, Ericales, Ebenaceae. Gene Ontology annotation, biological process: regulation of transcription by RNA polymerase II. Gene Ontology annotation, molecular function: RNA polymerase II cis-regulatory region sequence-specific DNA binding; DNA-binding transcription factor activity. Gene Ontology annotation, cellular component: nucleus. The record is from RefSeq and is a predicted model, not a curated record. The coding region runs from base 97 to 1632 and encodes 511 amino acids. The transcript is spliced from 3 exons.
CUCGGGCGUGCUCUUUCUACCGCUUCGUGCCAGUCGUCUUCCAGUCAUCCCCUUUCCUCCGCCUUCGCACUGAUUGGAAGCGUUUUUUGGGACAAAAUGGAAGCAGCUCCUGACACGGUGGCGAUGGGCAGCUCCCCGGCGGCCGCAAUUGCCAAUUCGCCUCCGCCAUUUCUCAGCAAAACCUACGACAUGGUGGACGAUCCGUCCACCGACCCGAUCGUGUCCUGGAGCAAAAGCAACAACAGCUUCGUCGUCUGGAACGUGCCGGAGUUUGCCAGAGAUCUUUUGCCUAAGUAUUUCAAGCACAACAACUUCUCUAGCUUCGUCAGACAACUUAACACUUACGGUUUCAGGAAGGUCGAUCCAGAUCGCUGGGAGUUUGCAAAUGAAGGGUUUCUGAGAGGCCAGAAACAUCUUUUGAAGAUUAUCAAUAGGAGGAAACCUGCUCAUGUGCAUGCCCACCAACAACCUCCUCAAGUCCAAGAUAAAUCGGUAAAAUCUUGUGUCGAAAUAGGAAAGUUUGGGAUUGAGGAAGAGGUAGAUAGACUCAAAAGAGAUAAGAAUGUUCUUAUGCAAGAGCUUGUCAGAUUGAGGCAGCAACAACAAUCAACUGAUAACCAGUUGCAUACUGUUUCGCAAAGGGUUCAGGUGAUGGAGCAGCGGCAGCAGCAAAUGAUGUCAUUCCUUGCAAAGGCCAUGCAUAGCCCACAGUUCCUGGCCCAGCUGGUACAACAACAGAAUGAAAGUGGCAGGCGCAUUUCUGGAGCUAACAAGAAAAGGAGAAUUCCAAACCCGGAAGAAGAAAGUAAUUCAUCCUUCAAUCAUGGCAUUUCUUCACCCGAUGGACAGAUUAUCAAGUAUCAACCUUUAAUGAACAAGGCAGCUAAAGCAAUGCUGCGACAAAUCUUGAAAACUGAUGCAUCUCCUAGGUUGGAAUCAACAGUUAAUGGCCAAAAUGGUUUUCUGAUUGAAAAUGUGGCAUCUUCUUCCCAUGCAUUAGAUAGGGGUAUCUCCUCUAGUCGGGUUUCAGGAGUUGCCUAUCCAGAGGCUCUGCCAAUUUCCUCGCUGUCGCAUCCAUCGAGAGAGUUGGGCAUGCCUGUUGCUGGUCCGACUACUACAGUUUCUGAGAUCCAAUCUUCGCCUAGUGUGGCAUCUAUUCCAGCUAAAGCAGCCCAGUUCCCUGAAAUGAACAUUGAUCCACAGGAAGACACAGUUCCACGUAACUUACCACAAAUGCAAGGAAUCAUGGCAGAAAGUACUGUUGGUGUCUCUGACUUGAGUUUCGAGUUAUCAGAGACUGGGAGCACAGAGUACACGGAUUCAAUGUCUGUAUUCAUUGAUGGUUCAGCUCCUGCCGUGACUGAUGAGUUUUCUGCUGAUCCUGCCACCGACAUGUUACUGGAUGAGAUGCCCAAACUGCCUGGCAUUAAUGAUGCUUUCUGGGAACAAUUUCUCUCCAUAAGUUCACUUAUGGGAGAUACUGAUGAGAUUAGUUCUAACACAACAGAGUCCCAUAUUGGCCAGGACCAGGGUGGACUAACAGGUCAGGAGAGUGGAUGGGACAACACCCAGCAUAUGGCUAAUCUUACUCAACAAAUGGGACUUCUUGCAGCAGAGGCCAAAAGGGGGUGAUCUUGCGUUCUAUGUCUGUUUUGUGUUCCGGAGCUGUUUACGCAGGUUGAUACAUGUACUUGAUGGGGCUGGGCAGAUGAAGCUUAGCUUUUGGUCAAAGACAAGAGGACCAACAACCGUGUCAUGAUAUGAAGCUUUUAAGAAUUUUACCUUUUGUUUUCAUUGUCCGUAGCGUACUCCAAGAAAAUAAUGUUAUAUAUAUAUAUAUAUAUGUGUAUGGUAUGGUAUGGUAUGGUAUGGUAUGGGGGAGAUGUUUGUUUCCCCGUGCAGUGAAUUGUUAACAAUGCUUGCUUUCUGAGCCGCACGCACUUGAGAGCCAUUACUGUUUGGAUGGGAACCAUAUGAUAUUUGUUUCUAAAUUGUGACACCACAACCCGGCAAUGACAG